Molecule: messenger RNA, 502 nt
Organism: Ixodes scapularis (black-legged tick)
Lineage: Eukaryota; Metazoa; Arthropoda; Arachnida; Ixodida; Ixodidae
Product: NADH dehydrogenase [ubiquinone] 1 beta subcomplex subunit 2, mitochondrial
Exons: 3
Coding region: 78-362 (94 amino acids)
Cellular component (GO): mitochondrial inner membrane
Source: RefSeq, a predicted model, not a curated record
AGCCCCUACAUUUGUGUACGGGCCGGUCUGCGUGCGAUUCGAGUUUUCGAGGUCAAAUAGUCGAAUCUUCUGUUAAAAUGCUCGGGUCCCUGGUCCGGUCCGUUGCUAGAACGCGGAUGACCGUAAAACCGGUGCUGCAAACGAUCAAACGAAGCAGUCAUGAUGGAACGUGGUACUAUCGGACGCCUCCAAAGGUUAACAAGCUCGACGAGCAACUAGCGAACGUUCUUUUCACGUUCAUGUGGUUUUGGGUCUUCUACCACGUGAUCACAGACUACCAGCAUCUUACGGGCCACUACAUUCGUCCGGACGGCACAAAGUGGACAGACGAGGAAUUGGGCAUUCCGCCGCUUGACGAGUAGGCAGAGCGGGGUAGCUGCACUAGGCCUUGUCUGAACUGGUUAGUAGUUGUGUAAAUAAACGUCCACAGGUGACUGCUCCAACAUUGUAACAUUUCAGACAGACUUACAUUUUGAGAGUCACCUGGGGAGUGGUUACCGAA